Molecule: messenger RNA, 1746 nt
Organism: Pyricularia grisea
Lineage: Eukaryota; Fungi; Ascomycota; Sordariomycetes; Magnaporthales; Pyriculariaceae
Exons: 2
Coding region: 160-1746 (528 amino acids)
Biological process (GO): regulation of DNA-templated transcription
Molecular function (GO): zinc ion binding; DNA-binding transcription factor activity, RNA polymerase II-specific
Source: RefSeq, a predicted model, not a curated record
GUAAUUUGUGUUUGUUCACAUUCCAUCAGAGGCGAAAUGUUCCCUAAAGCCUGCAUUUUAAAUUUUGCGUAUUGUGCUUUAGUUCUUGGCAAUCAAUCAAGCUGAAAAGAAAUCACUCCUUCUCAAAAUUGUUCCUUUAGCAAGUCAGCAAGCAACAUCAUGAUGUCUCUCGAUGACAAGACGCCAUCCAAGUCGGCUGUCGAGAGAGACAACCCACCACCCCGGCGCAAGGCCUGCCAAGGUUGCAUCAAGGCCAAACGACGCUGCGAUCUCGGCUUUCCAACAUGUCUACGACAGAUCGGAUGCCACUACGACAGCGCUGUCUCCAUUAGUAGGAGUUCUGGCGGGAUCCCGUCGAGCCGCCCUGCACGUUGCAAAAAGAGACAGACACAGGCAACCAGUGGGUACGCGGCCUUUGGGACGGAUUCAGAGUCCUUGUCACAGCCUGGCACUUACGGAACUGGAACUGGCGUCGAUGGAUUAUCCUUCAUGGACGACCCAUCAUUGACGAGCUUGCCCAUGUUUGACAAUUCUCCAAUAGAUGUUUUCUCAGGGACAAAGACCGCCGAGUUCAUCCCAAAGGAUGAUGGAACGUUUGUCUGCGAGGGCUCACUGGAUGAUAUUCUUUGUCUUCCUAAUUCCGGGUUUGAAGGUCUGGACCUUAACAAUUUUCAAGCUCCUCCACAGAACAUGGAUCCAGUGCUUGCUCGUCCGGAGGAACCACCACAUACAGACCUGGUUUACCUGCCGGCUCCGAACCUGACCUCGGAGACUUCUUUCAUCCUAUCAUACAUAAUACGUACCCGCUUGUCAUACACCAUACCGAUAUUGCUAGGUGCACCAAAAGCCUUUGUCGAGACCACAGGCACACCAUGGAGCCACCCGUCUCUCUACAAAGAUGGAUUCCCACCCAUAAUAGAGGAUAUGUAUUCUGCAUGCGCUCUGUACAUGGCUCGCACGCCAAGAAAUGACGCCGUCAUUAUGCGAUCCAUCGAAGGCAGGCUAGCCAAGGUCAUAAACGAUCCCCUACCGUCAGUCGCUACAACACCAGAGGUUUUGUACCGUACCCAGGCGCUGCUCAUGUACCAAAUCAUGCGGACGCUGGACGAGGGCCUCGCCAGCCGGGCCAACGAUGCUGUCGCCACAGCUGCGUUCGAGGAGUCCAUGAACACUCUUAAAGACCAUCUCAUCAUCGAAGCCGGCUCCACCGACGUGUCAACAACAUUCAUGUUGAGCUGCCUGACCGCCCAGUCCCUCGACGACUUUGAAAAGGCGGCAUCGCUGCAGACGAAGCAAAAGGGAAUCCGGAGACCCACAAAACCCCUGCAGCUCUACCCGCUGGGCCCGACCCGCGCCUUCUGGGAGCAGUGGUCCUUUAAGGAGUCGGUGCGCCGCACGUUCCUUAUAUCGUUCUUCUUUUCCCAGCUGACGAGGCUGGCGACGGGGGCGACUCUAGGGUCAUGCACGGGUCGGACGGCCACCUGGAACUGCUGGACUCUUGCGGCCGACCUCUGGCGCGCCACGGAUGCUGUCGACUUUGCUCAGGCUUGGAACACCAACCACAAGGCCGGUGGGGGUGCGGACGACGGCUGCGGUCCGAUAAUCGUCUCACCUGGUCAGAUACAGCGCGUGCUGCAAGAGGCAAAAGCGGAGGAUUUGGAUGAUUUUGCGCGUAUGAUACUCACCACAACUUUGGGUGUCGAGGAGGCCAAGGCAUGGAUGGCAUCGAAAGGCGGAGUUUUGUGA